AUGGAUAAAGACCUCAAGCCCAUUACCACCAUGCCGACGAACUCAACCGUCGGGAUGGGUGAGUUUGUUGAAGAUACAGCUAGCGGUCGCAAACCCACCGCUACCUUGGAUGGUGAUGAUGAGAAGCAUUCGGAGGAACUGGGUUCUCCUCCACUCGGGAUCGUGUAUAGCUCCAAGGAAGACGCGAGGGUCCGAUGGAAGCUUGACCUGAUUCUACUGCCUUUGAUGGCGUGCACAUACGUCCUAAACUACAUGGACAAAGUCGCCUUGUCCGAAGCCUCCAUCUUUGGCAUUAAAGAAGAUCUGAACCUCGUCGGACAACAGUAUAGCUGGUCAUCCUCAAUUUUCUACCUGGGCUACCUGGUCUGGCAAUAUCCCAGCUCUCUCUUGAUGCAGAAGCUUCCCAUUGGUCGGUACUUUGGCGUGAUGAUCUUCCUAUGGGGCCUCACCGCAUGCACAACGGCAUUCACAAAAGACUUUGCAACACUCUGCGUCAACCGCGUCUUUCUCGGUGUUUUCGAAUCCUGCAUGUCACCCAUUCUUACGAUCCUCAUCUCGCAGUACUGGACACGAGAGGAGCAGCCCCUUCGCACAUCGCUAUGGUGGUCCGCCAGCGCUGUCGGUUCUUUCAUGGCCGAUGCCAUAACAUACGGCCUCUCGGGUAGAGAUCAUUCGGGGUCUAAGUAUGCCGUCUGGCAAGUCGUUUACCUCGUCUUCGGGCCGAUGACAAUGUUUUGGGGUGUUGUUGUCUUUUUUGGUGUCCCGGCAUCGCCUCUGACCGCAUGGUUCUUCAGCAAGAGGGAGCGGGAUAUCGCUACUGAUAGGGUCUUGAAAAAUCACACCGGCAUUAAAAACACUGAGUAUAAAUGGAACCAGGUCCGGGAAUGCCUGAUGGAUCCCCAGCCGUGGAUACUAGCGAUACACGCCUUUCUUCAAUGCCUGCAGGGAGGCGGUCUAACAUCGUUCUCUAAAAUUGUGUUGACUCAGACCCUCGGCUACUCGAGUCGCCAAGCCACUUUGAUGGGCAUGCCGUCCAACACCAUCCACCUCGUCUCGGUGGUCUUUGCUGGCUGGUUUUGCACUCGUUUCAAGAAUACGAGGUGCUACGUCAUGAUCGCAACGAACGUGAUUGUCUUGAUAGGAGCGGUGUUGGUAGACAACCUCCCACAAUCCAACCAUAAAGGUCGACUUGCGUCUUUCUACAUUAUCUAUGUGAAUACCGUCCCUUUCGGACUUGGCAUGAGCAUGCUCUCCUCGAAUAUCGCAGGAUUUACCAAGAAGUCCACCGCGAGCGUCAUGAUGUUCCUGGGCUACUGUCUUGGCCAAUUCACCGGCCCUCAAUUCUUCAUCGCGCACGAGGCCCCACAGUUCCAGACUGCUUUCAAAGGCUUCUACUCCUCAGUCUCUGUCAUGAUUGGUUUGGAAAUCAUUUUGCUCAUCUACAUCAGGUAUCAGAACCAUCGUCGGGGUCGCCGUGAGGUUCAAGAAAUCUGUAACGUAAACAUUUCUAGGGAUGAUUUAGAUCUUACGGAUUGGCAGCAAGGCUCGUUCAGGUAUGUUUGGUGAGCCUUGGUGGAAAAGGUGCGAAGUGAUGAACAUCCAUGUGAUCGCGAGUCACGAUUCGAAGGCUUGCUAUCCUGUUCGCUUGCUCUUAAAUUCUG
Molecule: messenger RNA, 1661 nt
Organism: Fusarium odoratissimum NRRL 54006
Lineage: Eukaryota; Fungi; Ascomycota; Sordariomycetes; Hypocreales; Nectriaceae
Exons: 11
Coding region: 1-1566 (521 amino acids)
Biological process (GO): transmembrane transport
Cellular component (GO): membrane
Molecular function (GO): transmembrane transporter activity
Source: RefSeq, a predicted model, not a curated record